Messenger RNA from Nyctereutes procyonoides (raccoon dog), 1153 nucleotides. RefSeq names its product short chain dehydrogenase/reductase family 16C member 5 (gene SDR16C5). The transcript is spliced from 6 exons. Gene Ontology annotation, cellular component: lipid droplet. Gene Ontology annotation, biological process: retinal metabolic process; retinol metabolic process. Gene Ontology annotation, molecular function: all-trans-retinol dehydrogenase (NAD+) activity. The record is from RefSeq and is a predicted model, not a curated record. Bases 128 to 925 code for a protein of 265 amino acids. NCBI's taxonomy places the organism in Eukaryota, Metazoa, Chordata, Mammalia, Carnivora, Canidae.
GCGGGCGGAGCCUGCCGCCGUGGACUUGGCCUCGGGCCGCCUCCGAGAUAAACCCCGGAACCUCGCCCGGCAGACUCGGCUCCUGGGCCGGCGGCGACGGCUGCGUGCGCUCGGUCUCAGCCACAACAUGGCUUCUAACCUGAAGUCAGCCAAGGACUUGGUCGUUUUCUUAGGAAAAUCAGUGAUUGCGUGUCUGGAAUCUAUGGUUUUCACCAUCAUCCCCAAACCACGGAAGAACGUUGCUGGUGAAAUCGUGCUCAUCACUGGCGCCGGGAGCGGACUGGGAAGGCUCUUGGCCCUCAGAUUUGCCCGCCUUGGAUCGGUGCUGGUUUUCUGGGAUAUCAACAAGGAGGGGAAUGAGGACACGUGCAGGAUGGCCCGGGAAGCCGGAGCCACAAGAGUUUAUGCCUACACUUGCGACUGCAGCCAAAGGGAAGACAUAUACAGAGUGGCCGAGCAGACUUAUAAGUCCUUUCUACCUGCUAUGAUCGCUAAUAACCAUGGACAUUUGGUUUGCAUUUCAAGUUCAGCUGGAUUAGUUGGAAUAAAUAAACUGGCAGAUUACUGUGCAAGUAAAUUUGCAGCCCUUGGAUUUGCUGAAUCUAUAUUUGCAGAAACAGUAGUCCAGAAACUAAACGGCAUCAAAACCACUAUUGUAUGCCCAUUUUUUAUUAACACUGGCAUGUUUGAAGGUUGUUCAACUGUCCGUCCUUUUCUGUUACCAGUUCUGGAACCAGAAUAUGUAGUUGACAAGAUAGUAGAUGCCAUCCUGCAAGAGAAAGUGUACUUAUAUGUACCAAGGUUUAUAUCGUUUGUGAUGUUUUUGAAAAGUAUCCUGCCUGUCAAGGUAUCACUGCUUGUGGCUGACUAUAUGGGUGCCUUGAAUAUAAUGGAUGGCUUUGUUGGCAAGAACAAGAAAGAGUAGAGACCAACUCAAUGGCUGAUGUCAUCUGAUAGCCAGCAUUCCAUAAUUCUUAUUUCAAUGAAGAAAAGCAUUUUUGUCCAACAAUAUAUCUGGAAACUACAUGUACCAUUCUUUUUCUGCUCUCUGGACUAGUAUUUUCAACCAAUGCCUUUGAAAAUAAUGUUGGUAUCUGCUUUUUGGUUGGGUUUUGUUUUGUUUAAUUAAAAAAAAAAUAGCCUGCUUUUGUCA